Messenger RNA from Oncorhynchus kisutch (coho salmon), 5005 nucleotides. Its product is annotated as myocardin. Lineage: Eukaryota; Metazoa; Chordata; Actinopteri; Salmoniformes; Salmonidae. Gene Ontology annotation, biological process: positive regulation of transcription by RNA polymerase II; smooth muscle cell differentiation; cardiac muscle cell differentiation. Gene Ontology annotation, molecular function: transcription coactivator activity. The transcript is spliced from 14 exons. Gene Ontology annotation, cellular component: nucleus. The record is from RefSeq and is a predicted model, not a curated record. Bases 620 to 3595 code for a protein of 991 amino acids.
UCCUAUUUUCAUCGGUUUGAAGAUUGAAUGACUCGGCUUCACUCCGACACUCGGCUGUUUCCGUGAGCGUCGAGCAGUUGAACCGCUUCGAAAUCGAAACACCUUCAAGGACUUUUGAAUUAAGUGGAAUGGCAGUCUCGCUUCACUCCAGACAUCUCCUAUAACAUACAACAGAGAGGUAUCCCUCUUACCAUCAGGUUCCUACAGCAGCCACCUCUGAGUUCAACUGAACCAAAGAGUUGAAAACGAGACUGCCAUCGCUCCAAGUCCAGAACUGACCUCACUGGGGUGCUCGGGUAGAGGAAGACAUCCCAAUGAUCGGAGCCCCAGCAGCCCAAGAGCCUUCGCUAAAGCAGAGAGACCAGAAGACCACAGCCUGAACCAACCCUUGUCUUUCAAACCUAAUUCAACUUGAAAUAUCUUUAAAAAAUAAUAGACCGUAUUCAUCUGAGAGGGAGGGGAGAAACAAGCAUCAGACUCUGGUCUGACUGGAAGACACCCAUACACAGUCAGCCUGCCCCUACUGUCCUCGGAUGGAGACCCUCGCUGGAUCCAGACUCAGCUGCCACAUUACAGGAUGUGAUUCCCAGUAAAGUAGUCAUACAGAGAGAAACACAGCAUGAAUGCAGUGAAAACUACUGAGCUGUCUGUCCACGGUAAGGAGAACAGGCAAAGUCCUGGACACCUAAAGACUGAAGAGGACAAUGAGGACCCCCAAGACAAGAAGGACCUCAGCAACCACACAACCAGGAAGCAGCCCUCAACCAAUGUGAGCAAGAAGGUUCUGCAGUUCAGACUCCAGCAGAGGAGGACUGGAAAGCAGCUUGCAGACCAGGGCAUCAUGCCUCUAAAACAUGGGACACUUCCUAAGCAGGAGGACUCGUAUGCAUUCGAGGAGGACAGCAGCAGUGACAGUCUGUCUCCAGAGCAAAUCCACAGUAGCAGUCUGUCUCCAGAGCAACCCCACAGUGAUGAGUCCCAGGGGUCCGCAUGCCCCUCUUUUGAAGCCAUGGGCAGCACCCCCUCCUCCUCCUCAUCACCAGCCCUCACUAGACCUAGACAGGGGUGUCAGAACAGAGACCCGUCUGAUCAGAGCCAGGAAGAUGGCUUGUCUGUGGCUAACGAUAGGCAGUCUGCAGCCCCACCGGCCGUAGUCAACUCCAAGACCCCAGACAAGAACCGCCACAAAAAGCCCAAAGACGUGAAGCCUAAGGUGAAGAAGCUGAAGUACCACCAGUACAUCCCUCCGGACCAGAAGGCCGAGAAGUCCCCCCCUCCCAUGGACUCGGCCUAUACCAGGCUCCUGCAGCAACAACAGCUCUUCCUACAGCUGCAGAUCCUCAGCCAACAGAAACAUGCACACACACAUUCACACACACACUCACAGUACACACACUCCCGACAUGCCCAACACACACAGCAACGCCAGCAUAGCUUCAACUACCAGCCUCUGCACCAGCCGGCCCUAGCCCAGAAACAAUCCAGUGAGCAGCUGAUGGUGUGUACCUCGAGUGUUCCUACUAACACAGUCAACAGUAGCUCCUUGUCUUCAGUGAAGACCACAUACUCCGGUCAAACCAACGUCUCAUCAGUCAAACCUGCUCCUCUCCCACCUAACCUGGAUGACCUGAAGGUGUCACAGCUCAGACAGCAGCUGCGGAUCCGGGGCAUGCCAGUCUCAGGAACCAAGAUGGCCCUCAUCGAGAGACUCUGCCCCUUCAAGGACCACACCUCAAGCCCCUCCCAUUCAGGCUCCAAUGACAUCACCACAAUCACCUUCCCUGUCACCCCCACGGGGUCCCUGUCCUCCUACCAGUCCCCCUCCUCCUCCAGCACCCUCUCCCAGGGCGGGUAUUACCCCUACCCCAGCACUUCGUCCACCCCACCCAUAUCCCCCACUUCCUCAGACCUCUCCCUCAGCGGCUCACUCCCAGACAGCUUCAGCGGCAUGCCCAUGUCCUCCUCGCCACUGUUUUGCAUCCAGCCGUCCCCAGGCCAGCUCAGCGCUGAGGAAGGCCAGGGGGGAGGGGGUUUGUGCGGGGUAGGACUGCAGGGAGGGGAGGUUGGAGGAAUGGAGCGGGAGAAGGAUAAGAUUUUGGUGGAAAAACAGAAAGUGAUUGAGGAGCUGACGUGGAAGUUGCACCAGGAACAGAGACAGGUGGAGGAGCUCAAGAUGCAGCUGCACAAGAGGAAGCGUUGCCAUGGCGCCACACAGGAGGGUGUCCUGGCUCCAUCCCAGCCCCACCACCUUCCCCUCCAGCAAUCCCCGUCCCUGAUGGGGCAGCACUUCUUUGGGGUGACAGUCAAGCAGGAGCCCAUGUCCCUCUCCUCCAGCUGCCCUUUCUCCUCCCCCAAGCACCUAAAGAGUCCUCCAGGAAGCUGCAUGGAGGAGAUGGGCCAUUGCGGUGCCUCCCUGCCCAGUAUGGGGGGCCCUGAUGGGCCACGAUGCCUGGACCAGACCACCUCCUCUGGAAGUCCCUCAGGCAUGUGUGCCUUCCUGAGUCCCCAGUGCUCUCCUGAAGACUCGCCCAUUACCAAGAAGUCCAACAGCCCCCAGCCUUCCUCCCCCAACAACCCCUACCUGCUGUCACUGCCGCUGGGCAGAGACAGGUGCAGCCAGCCCCUCAACCAGGCCAGCACCAGGACCUGCAACAUGCAGAUUCACCAGAAGAAUGAAGGCCAGGCUGUAAACUGCUCCUAUCCCUCUGACCAGAGAGGGCUUCAGUCAGCGCUCCCCAACUCAGCCGACAACAGCCUGAACCGCAGGGUCAACCUUAAGUCCAAGAACCCAAAUAUGCAGCAGAUACCUAUAUUGCCCUGUCCCCAGCACGUUGGCCAAAAGUGCCCGGUCUCGUCCCCCGCCUUCUGUAGCUCAGAUUCAGCUGCAUCCGACUCUAGGCAGCCCCCUUGCUAUGAGGAUGCAGUCAAGCAGCAACUGACCAGAAGUCAGCAGAUGGAUGAGCUUCUGGAUGUGCUCAUAGAGAGUGGAGAGAUACCAGCUAACGCCAGAGAAGAGAGGGAGAGGUCCUCUGUAACCAAAGUUGUGCCUCACAUUACAGUGUCCCCUGGAACCACCGACCUUGCCGACCCAAAGUUCCACCGAAGACACUAUGAACACCUGUCCCCCUCCCAGCUCAAUUACGAUCACACAGCCAAUCACAUUGCAGACAGCCACCUGGAGACCCUGCUGGGAAGCCCUCUAGGCCGAGGGGGUGAGGUCGCCCUUCUCAAGAUGGGCGCAGAGGAAUCAGGGCAGGGAGAGGAGGGGGAUAUUGGACUAGAGGGCUACCCCGGUCCGAACCACCACCACCAGGACAAACUGCUCUCCAACAGGGGCCUGAUGGAAACCCCAACACCUCUAUCUCCCAUCCACUCGAAAGUGACGUCUGUGGCCGAGGUGCAGGGGAUGGUCGGCAUGACGUUUAGCGAGUCGCCGUGGGAGACGAUGGAAUGGCUGGACCUGACGCCCCCGAGCUUGGCGACGGGAUUCAGCUCUGUCCCUCCAACCGGGUCAAGCAUCUUCAACACAGAGUUCCUGGACGUUACAGACAUCAACCUGAAUACAGCCAUGGACCUUCAUCUAGAGCACUGGUGAAACACCGGAGACUAGCAACCUACAAAAAUAACAAUAUUUUAUUAAUUCAGCAGACUCUCUUUUCCAGAGUGACUUACAGGAGCAAUUAGGUGCCUUGCUCUGAGUUUUCACCGAGUCGGCUCAGGGAUUCAAACGCUCUUAACCGGCAGGCUACCUGCCAGCCCCAAACACAGCAGGAUACAUGCUAGCUACCUGGAAAACACAACAAAAGACUAUAGUGUCUAGCUACUAGCUAGCUACCUAGAAAACACAAGAGGCUAUAGUGUCUACUAGCUAGCUACCUAGAAAACACAACAAUAAACUAUAGUGUCUACUAGCUAGCUACCUAGAAAACACAACAAGAGACUAUAGUGUCUAUUAGCUAGCUACCUAGAAAACACAACAAGAAACUAUAGUGUCUACUAGCUAGCUACCUAUAAAACAGAACAAGAAACUAGUGUCUACUAUCUAGCUACCUAGAAAACGCAUCAAUAGACUCGUGUCUAGCUACUAGCUAGCUACCUAGAAAACACAAGAGACUGUUGUCUACUAGCUAGCUACCCAGAAAACACUAUAGACUGUAGUGUCUACUAGCUAGCUACCUAGAAAACACAACCAGAAACUAUAGUGACUAGCUACCUAGAAAACACAACAAGAGACUAGUGUCUAGCUAAUAGCUAGCUACCUAGAAAACACAACAAUAGACUAUAGUGUCUACUAGCUAGCUACCUAGAAAACACAACAAGAGAUGAUAGUGUCUAGCUACUAGCUAGUUACCUAGAAAACACAACAAGAGACUAUAGUGUCUACUAGCUAGCUACCUAGAAAACACAACAAGAGACUAUAGUGUCUAGCCACUAGCUAGUUACCUAGAAAACACAACAAGAUACUAUAGUGUCUAGCUACUAGCUAGUUACCUAGAAAACACAACAAGAGACUAUAGUGUCUAGCUACUACCUAGCUACAUAGAAAACACAUCAAUAGACUCGUGUCUAGCUACUAACUAGGUACCUAGAAAACACAACAAGAAACUAUAGUGUCUACUAGCUAGAUACCUAGAAAACACAAGAGACUGUUGUCUACUAGCUAGAUACCUAGAAAACACAACAAGAGACUAUAGUGUCUAUUAGCUAGCUACCUAGAAAACACAACAAGAAACUAUAGUGUCUACUAGCUAGCUACCUAUAAAACAGAACAAGAAACUAGUGUCUACUAUCUAGCUACCUAGAAAACGCAUCAAUAGACUCGUGUCUAGCUACUAGCUAGCUACCUAGAAAACACAAGAGACUGUUGUCUACUAGCUAGCUACCCAGAAAACACUAUAGACUGUAGUGUCUACUAGCUAGCUACCUAGAAAACACAACAAGAAACUAUAGUGACUAGCUACCUAGAAAACACAACAAGAGACUAGUGUCUAGCUAAUAGCUAGCU